Messenger RNA from Musa acuminata AAA Group (dessert banana), 2594 nucleotides. RefSeq names its product probable protein S-acyltransferase 22. NCBI's taxonomy places the organism in Eukaryota, Viridiplantae, Streptophyta, Magnoliopsida, Zingiberales, Musaceae. The transcript has 8 exons. The record is from RefSeq and is a predicted model, not a curated record. The coding region runs from base 1458 to 2429 and encodes 323 amino acids.
AGAUGGGUUUGCUUAUUGUCUGCAAGCAUGUAUUUGGCAGGCUGUCCUCCAACUCCCAUGACAUUGAUAUGAUACAGUUUCGAUAGUCUCGCAGCCUCACAUGCAAUGUAAUGCGCUGUUCUGCACUGUAACCAAGCUUUCUUCAUCUUUUCCAUGCAUGCAUUGCAUCAAAUGCCCCACAGGUUUGCGCUGUGCGACGUACUGGCCGAAAGCGCACGACUGGCAGUGCCGAAAGCCAUGGGGGGAGUCUGUCGCUGUUGCUCCUUGAACGCAGUAAAGAGCAGAACAACUGCAAUGCUCUUUUUCCCACUAUGACAAUGUAGACCUGAUGGAAUAUGAAAGCUGAACUCUCACCGGCAGAGAGACAAACAAGAGAGGUCUUGGCUUGUGGCAAUCACCUUCCACGAUCACAGGAUUGUGUGUGCGUUGUUGAUGAUUCUGUUCUGAACAUGGAAUCCGAGUAAGAUCUUGAAGUGCUUAAUCCUUCGUGAGGGGCUUGUCACCCCCAGAAUCUUGGGUCCAUUGUACAUCCACCUGUUUCUUGUGCUGAGACAAGUGCAAGAACAAGCUACUGAACAGGUCGGGACGUCUCCAACGUGCAGUUGAAGAUAUCGAUACCCGUGUUAUGUAUCUUUGGUGAGUCUCGAGUCCUCACGCAACCAGGGAUGACAGCCUUGUCUCUUCUCCUUGACCUGAUCUCAGUCCCAUGUUUUGUUCUUAGCCCAACACGAAUCCACCCUCUCAUCCGAAAGCAGGGGUGGAGUAUUGGAGUUACAGAAGGGGAAAUUUGGGAAUUACAUUCAUAUAAUAUUCUGUGAACACAAUAUUUGCAAUUUCUUCAUGAAUAGACAUGCGAUUCAUCAUGCUCUGCUGACAAAAGGUACUUGUGUUAUCAUGUGAGGCUACAGGUGACAAAGAAGGCAGAGUCUACUCAGCUACUUCUUGAUGCCACCUUUACCUUGGGAGAGCCCACACCGAGGACGAGGAAAUGACAAGAAAUGUGUCACCCAGUGGAUUCAUGGAGCUUCAAAAAGGGCCAAAAUCUCCCCUUUCCUCCUUCCUAGCAUUGCUAUGGCUGUCACUCCUGAGGGUCGAGCAUUGCUACCUUGUUUGUGCUGUGAUCAACCACUCCUGUCCUGAGAAAAAGAGAUCAAAGGAAGUAUAAGACAACUUUCCUGUUUUUUCUUGGUUUCUCCACAUCAGAUCUUUGGUCCAUCUCAAGCAUUAACAUUAGGCCUUCAAGCAGAAGUCACAACGAGGAAGCAUGGGUGGCAGCUCCCCUACCAUCCUCUUCAGGUGGUAGACAUAGCUGUGUUUGUGGCUCUAGGGUUUGCCUUCUAUGUGUUCAUUGUCUCAUUUGUUGGAAAGAAGUUGUUUCAAUAUGUGAUCAUGGGGCUCUACACUGGCUUUGUUUUGAAGUAUAGUUAAGCAUUGUAGAGCUUGUGACAAAUGUGUUGAUGUCUUCGAUCAUUGCUGCAGGUAGUGGCUUAAUAACUGUGUGGGAAGGAAAAAUUACAAAGGGUUCUUCGUCCUCAUGGCUUCUGCACUUCUCUUGGUCUCCAUGGUUUGUUCACCUUGGGCCAGCUUAUUCUAAAGUGGUCACUCAGAGUGCUGAUAUUGAUUCUCUGUUUCCUCAACUGAGAGCGUUUCUGUGUAGAGAUUAUCUCAAAAUUAGGGCUUUCUGUACCUUCUUAGCAAUGGUCGCCACCCUACCACUUGCGCAACUUUGUUUCUUCCACAUGCUUCUAGUAAAGAAGGGAAUUAGCACGUAUGAUUAUUUCAUUGCUUUGAGGGAGCAGGAACGGGAGCAAGCUACUGGUGAUCAGGAAAGUCCACAAAUGUCUCGAGUGAGCUCCAUGACUGGACUAAGCAGAACAAGUCCCUUCAAUGCAUUUCAUCGUGGUGCAUGGUGUACUCCACCAAGAUCAUUCCCGGAGGAGCAGUUUGAUGUUGUUCAUCCAAAUACUAUCACAUCCGUGGAUUACUCGAGCAAAAAAGCAUUGGUGGAGGAAUCAACCAUCCGAAGAAAUGUUAGAGCUGUGAAGAUCAGUCCUUGGACCCUUGCGCGACUUAAUGCAGAAGAAGUUUCAAAAGCUGCUGCUCAGGCAAGGAGGAAAUCCAAAGUCCUGCAGCCAAGAGCUGAAGAGUUACAGGAGCUUAUCUCCCUUUCUACCUUGGACACUGUUGCACCAAAGGGGGUUCAGAUCUCAGGAUCAACCAGUGACGGCUAUGAAGCGUCAGGAGGUGAAGACAGUGAUCAGACUCUGUCGAGAAUCAUGCACAAAUCAUCAAAUUGGACCGAUCUUUUUCGCAACUCUGGCUGUAGUGAGAUUAUGGAUGACUUCCAGGCAUCAUCAUCCUCAGCCAGACUUCAGCCAUAUGGUAGUAAAGAGUCAACAGUUCUUGUUAACCAGUUCCAUCUAAUCUGAGCAAAUUGGUUACAGUAGCUAGUUUGCCUUCUGCUGCAACAAAGAUUAUAAGCUUUGGUGUGCCAUUUCCUGGAUGUAUCAGCAGAGGUAGUAGUCAUCGUGAAACAUUCUGUUCUACUCUGUUCAUUUUUGUUCUGUAUCUUAUUAGACCAUUUUUGAAGUCAA